CAUGCAACCAAAGCAGUUCCGGAUCGUAUCCGGCCAGCAGCAUGCUGGGAAAUGUAUUCCUCAUCCCUUUAUUCCGUUCCCACCGUCUCCGACGCGAAAGAUGCCGGCCGUACACCACAAAUUAUUACUCGAGGAGGCCUUGCAAGACAGUCCGCAGACGCGGUCCUUGCUCAGUGUGUUUGAAGAGGAUGCAGGCACGCUCACUAACUACACAAACCAGCUGCUCCAGUCUAUGCAAAGAGUGUUUGGAGCACAGAAUGAAAUGGCUCUGGCGACAGAACAGCUUUCUAAGCAGCUCUUGGAUUAUGAGAAACAGAAUUUUGCUCUGGCAAAGGGCGAUGAAGAGGUGAUCAACACUUUACAGCACUUCGCCAAAAGCGUGGAAGAGCUGAACUCUCUGCACGUUGAACUGGCGUCUCAGAUUGCAGACAAGAUGGUGUUUCCCAUGGUGCAAUUCAGAGAGAAGGACCUUACAGAGAUCAGCACGUUGAAGGAGAUAUUCGGCAUCGCCAGUGAUGAGCAUGAAGCUGCCAUGGUGAAAUAUAGUCGUUUACCUAAAAAGAGAGAGAAUGAGAAGAUAAAAGCCGAGGUGGUGAGAGAGGUGGCGUAUUGCCGCAGGAAGCAGCAUCAGGCGGCGAUGCAGUAUUAUUGUGCUCUGAACGCGCUGCAGUACAGGAAGAGAGUGGCCAUGCUGGAGCCCAUGCUGGGAUACACACACGCUCAGAUUAAUUUCUUUAAGAAGGGGAUGGAGCUGGUGUCGAAGAAGAUGGACGGUUUUCUAAGCUCAGUUUCCAGCAUGAAUCAGAGUAUUGAGUCUCAGUUAGAGGUGGAAGCAGAGGUCAUGCGUUCGUCUCAGAGAGAGCUCCUGUCCGUGGAUGACACCGUCUACAUGCCGGAUCACGAUCAGGUCCCUGUGAAUCGCGGCCUCAUCCAGAAAGCCGGUUACCUCAACAUCAGGAAUAAGACGGGUCUGGUGACCACGGCGUGGGACCGCUUGUUCUUCUUCACGCAGGGCGGUAAUCUGAUGUGUCAGCCGCGGGGCGCGGUGGCAGGUGGGAUGGUCCUGGAUCUGGACAACAGUUCUGUCAUGGCCAUCGAGUGUGAGGACCGCCGCUACUGCUUCCAGAUCACUGCACCCAACGGCAAAACGUCUCUGAUUCUUCAGGCUGAGAGUAAGAAGGAAUAUGAAGAGUGGAUCUGCACCCUCAACAACAUUUCCAGACAAAUUUAUCUAACUGACAAUCCUGAGGCCGUGGCGAUCAGGCUGCAUCAGACGGCCCUCCAGGCUGUGACCCCCAUCACCAGCUUUGAGAAGAGAGCAGAGGGUUCUCCUAACCCCGACCGAGCGAAACCAGGCGCUGGGAGCUCUAGAGAGCCUCAGAAACCCCCGACGACCCUGGAGCCUGAAGAUCUGAUCGUCCCAGGAACACCGAUCCAGUUUGACAUUGUGCUGCCUGCGUCCGAGUUCCUGGACCAGAACCGAGCUGGAGCGAGGCGCACAAACCCCUUCGGUGAGACGGAGGAUGAUGACGACGCUUCAGACACACACGAUUCGCUCCUGCAGCAGGUGUUUGCCGUGCGGUUCUUGGGUUCGAUGGCCGUUCGGGCCGGUCACACACAGGAAGUGAUCUAUGAAGCCAUGAGGCAGGUUCUCGCCGCUCGUGCGAUUCACAACAUCUUCAAAACCACCGAAUCCCACCUGAUGGUCACCAGCAGCUGCAUCAGGUGCGCAUGCCGUCUCACCUCUGAACUAGACGCUGUUUCACAUAUUAACAUACAUACAGGAUGCUUAAGUGUUUCUGUGUCUGCCUACAGACUGAUCGAUCCACAGACACAAGUCACCAAGAUCAGUUUCCAGCUGAAGGAGGUGACUCAGUUUGCCGCCCAUCAGGAGAACAGCAGGCUGAUGGGCUUUGUCCUGCAGGGGAGCGACUGGAGCAACGGAGGCGAGGAUCAGGCCUCCUUCAGCGUGUUCGUGUUUGAGAGCAACACUGAAGGAGAGAAGAUUUGUUACACUAUAAACCUGGGGAAGGAGAUCUCUGAGGCAAAGAAGGACCCUGAAGCUCUGGCGCAGCUGAUGAAGUCGAUGCCUUUGACAAACGACGGCAAGUUUUUGCUGCUGGAGAGCGAGACGGGAGACGAAGCGGAAGCAGCCGGACCGGACGAGCAGGAGUCCGAGGCCUGAUCUGAACACACACACACACACACACACACAUUCUCUGCUGCCGUUCUCCUGUCCUCCCCUCACAUCUCCACACAGACUAAUGAAGGAAAGGCCACAGGUGUUUGAGUGAACAUCGCUAAUUCGUUUAGCACUCACCCAGUUGUACAUGCUCAUGAUGAAGGUUAAAGGCUUGUUUUAAUCCAUCAGACACGAGUUUACAAGCUCAAGGAAUAAUUCAACAAAAGAUUAAAAAAUUCUCACAGUUUCUCCAGUGACUAUCAUCUUGAGAUUUGGUUUGUUCCUCAUGCAAGGGUAUUGCAUGACUAAAUAUAGUGCUCGAGUACUCUAAACCAGUUUUAUUAUGUUAAUGGUACGUUUUGGAGUUCAGCAGUGUAAAUUAAUGUUUCAGUUUCUCUGUGUGGGGAAAAAAAAAGCAACUCAAGAGUUCUCAUUUCUGGGUAUACUGUCACUUUAAGAAAUGUCUUUUAUUUGCAUCGAUUGUCAUUUAAACUUGAUUACUGUUAAAAAUGUUUCCUAAAGUCAGAUGCUGUUUCAGCUACAAACCGAUUUCUUAAUAGUAGUUUAUUGUGUUGCCUAUAACAGGAAGAUUUCAGGUUUCUCACACUACAUAACCAUGAAACCUGAACAUUUGCACUUUCUUACUCCCUGUUGCAUCUGACUUUAAUUGCUGAUAUGUUUUAUAAUCAUUUACAUUCCAUUAAGAUACCAUGCUUUUAAUCAAGUUUUGCAAAACUAGUAUCCCAAUUUGCAUACUAGCAAUUAUAUACUUUAGAAUGCAAGAUAAGUGAAGUUUUAAUAUGCAUUCAUGCAUGCUAAUACAGCUUCAGAAUGAAAAGACAUUUGUGUUGUUGGUAAAAUUUCAGAAUGCAUGAACAAAACAUUAAUUAAUAAUUUGCCCAAAAAUGAAAAUUAGCUGACAAUUUGCUCUAAACUGUUCCUUUAAGGUAACUUAAAAAUCUAAUUCAGUUAGAUGCUAAUGCUCACAUGCAGAUUUAGAUUCAAAAAAGGUGAAUUUUUUGACUUGCUAGAUGUGCUAGUGUGCAGAUUGGGAUUCAGAGCAGAAUGCAAAACAAAAUUGCAUUUAUUUCUCUACAGUUUUGGUUUUAAUAUUACUUUUUUUUGAUUGCUUUUAAAACACUAAUUUAAAACCACUAGCAUGAGUUUACUUCCCGUUGUCUGUUUACAUUUGAUAGCGUAGAAAACAUUAACUGAAAUAGGAAAUUCGGACCCAUCCUAUAGAUGGAAAAACAGCUGCAUAUAUUUUAUCAUUCAUUCUGUGGAAAAAUUAAUCUCAGGGUGAGUCUGGUAACAAAAGAAAAUAAUUUUUCAAACCUUUUUUUUUGGCGCUGAAGGGCUUUUUCCCCUCAGUAUUUCCUUUCUGAGCAGAAAUCAAGUUCCUGCAAGUGGUUUGCUAGUGAAUGACAUUGAACGGUUUACAUCUAUUGUGCUGGAGCAAGUGUUUCUCUAACUCUAAUAUGCCUCAGUAACCAUCUGAAGUGUAACCUGCGAUAAGCUUUAGCAUGAAGAAAAAUAAAAACAUUCAUGAAUGUGAACGGAUGUGCAGCAGUUAUUAGUGUUCGCUUCAGCUCUGUUCAGAAUGUAAAACUCUAAUAAAGCUUUGUGACCAUUUCUAACUUC
This is a messenger RNA of Carassius auratus (goldfish), 3823 nucleotides long. Its product is annotated as adaptor protein, phosphotyrosine interaction, PH domain and leucine zipper containing 2. Bases 2 to 2185 code for a protein of 727 amino acids. Gene Ontology annotation, molecular function: protein binding. Lineage: Eukaryota; Metazoa; Chordata; Actinopteri; Cypriniformes; Cyprinidae. The record is from RefSeq and is a predicted model, not a curated record. Gene Ontology annotation, cellular component: cytoplasm; endosome membrane. Gene Ontology annotation, biological process: signaling. The transcript is spliced from 20 exons.